Pecten maximus is the source of this 6539-nucleotide messenger RNA. Its product is annotated as zwei Ig domain protein zig-8-like. The coding region runs from base 852 to 1787 and encodes 311 amino acids. The transcript has 7 exons. Gene Ontology annotation, biological process: synapse organization. The record is from RefSeq and is a predicted model, not a curated record. NCBI's taxonomy places the organism in Eukaryota, Metazoa, Mollusca, Bivalvia, Pectinida, Pectinidae. Gene Ontology annotation, cellular component: neuron projection membrane.
AUACUCCACUAGUAUAUAGCCCUCCCUUCAGUACGGAGCAUGCAGUGGUGAACGUGCCGGUCCGCUAUACAACUACUACGUAUAGUCAUGUAGGACGAUAUCGUCGAUGCAUACACCGACACUGCUUUGCCACAAGUAAAAGCUACCGUGCGCUCAAUCGCCUCCCCAUGUGUUAUUUCAACCAUGUCCUUACUGUCAGGCGUAUGUUAGCGACUGAGCUCUCUGUUACUAGCACAUAGUUGUGUUACCUUUAACAGAGUGGGAAAGGAUUUACCUUACUGAGUAUAAUAAUAGCAUGUCGCGUUUGAAUCUUUCAGAACCCGUGUGACGAACGACACGACUGGAGCAUCAGCAUACACUAUAGGACCGGUACAAAACGAAAUGGUCAACCUCUCAUCGCUCCUUCGAGACCCAUAACAACGAUGACAGUACAACAAUUGUCGACUAGGAGGAAGGAAUUCGAUUUGUGCGCUGUGUAUUGAUAAGGAAUAUGGUGUUUAUUAUUGUGUGUUAGGGUCAAUUCUUCAAUCGACGGAUAAAAAAAGUGGCAUGUCAUUUUUUUUUUUUUUUUUACAAAUCACGUGUUAUAAAAAAGAUGAAUGAAUGACAACGGUAUUUAUUUUGCGGUUUAGCCGCCCAAGUACCCGGCAGUUUUGGAUGCUACCCCGAGAAGAGGAAGCUUAAUCAGUUUUCGUUUUGUAUGUGUGGCCUCCCUAUUUUAUAAAGUGUUAAUAUAGAGGAGCUGAUGUGAGGUGGACAACCAGUGAAAUGUAGGGAGUUUAAGUGGCAGGACCAUUUUUUAUAUUCUACAUGGAUUCACCGUGGAGUUUAUUUCUGUUGUUCAGACAAAUAUGAUCGAAUCCACGUGGAGACUACUGUCCACAGUGGUUCUCGUACUUUUCGUCCUUUUGAUCACAGUGUCCGGGUACUCGUCAAAGCGCCGGGUUCUUGUCCCAAACUUUUUACCCACAAAAACGAAUGUCACCGUCCAUAUGGGAGAAUUAGCUGUUCUUCAGUGCAAGAUCCGGAAUCUCGGACCAAAACAGGUUUCUUGGCGAAAGGUUUCCCUGGAUUACCCGUUAACGGUCGGCACAUUGCUGUUCGACCCUCAAGAAGAGCUCAGUGUUGAUCACAAGAAACUGAGAGGGAUGGUCACCCAGUACAACCUCAUUAUCAAAAGGGCGCAGCCCCGUCACUCUGGGAAGUACGAAUGUCAGAUAAGCGCUACCAACAUUCAUACCCAUCAUGUAUACCUUACAGUGUUAGCAAUAAGUAUACGAGGAACAGAAUAUGUUAGUCGGUAUGAAGAAAUAAGGUUAGAUUGCAACGCCACAGGUGCCGUGCGGGCGCCGGACGAUAUUGAUUGGUUUCACAACGGUCACAUGAUAGUAAAGGACGAUCUAAGAUGGCGGGGCCGAAUUAAAGUUUCAAAAUACAAACCGGAAGUGCCUGGGAGAUCCCUUAUCAGCCAUUUAAUCAUUGAAUAUAGCCUACUGAGUGAUGGGGGACGGUAUGUCUGUCGGAGUUCUGAUUUAGAGACCGUCAGCAUGGACGUCAAUGUUUUAAACAGUGAAGAAAUGAAGUUAGUGCGCGAUGCAGGAAAAAAUCGGAGAGAUCCGAACAGAAAAGCACCGGUCAAAGACCUACCUAAAAGAGAAAAGGACACAGUUUCGAGAAGCACUAGUAGAAUGGAUCGGCCAAACGGGUCUUCAGCGAGUUCGAGAACUCUCUGCAAUACAUCGAUAUUGAUAAUUUUGUUAACUCUUUCGUCCCUUGUGACGAGGUGACAGAGAUGUUAAGCGUUUUCUUUAACUAUUGUUGAUAUAUGAUUCGCCACAUUACUGUACUACAAAAUACCUCAUAAGGUACUAUUGAAGGCACAGCAAUAUAUCUUCUUAUGAUGCACAGCAGAAGACGUGUACGAUGUUUAUUCAAAAUGUGAGUUUGAACUGCAUCCGUCUCAAGGCAUCGUAUCAUCAAAGGACGCCCUUAGCCAUCCGGAACCCCUUCGAUGACUAAGAACAGGUCCGAGGAGAUCCGAAGGACUGGCGCCUUUGAACCGGUGAUAUAUCUUGGUUGUGUUUAACUGUUACGGAAUAAUUAAUUGUGUUAACGCGUGAAAUGUCUGUCAUCUCAUUAUGUAUGUGCCGAGAGGCGGCUACUUAUGAUAUUUAAGGGAUCCGUUAAACUAGACAAAGCAGUUAUCACUUCUACUGCUAAGCUAAAACCAGAUAAAAAUGUCUGCCAUUAAGUGUGAACUGUGUUCGAAUGAACUAUGUAGACAGACGAGAUCGCGUUUUGAUUUCGUUUCAUUAUUUAAAUGAUAACGGAGAAAAUUCAUCAAAUCUAUGCGGUGAUUCCAGCCGUUAUCCAUCAACAAACACCAUCACAAAUAUCGAGUUUUGUCGUGUUUUCAUCUUGAAUGUAAUCUGGAUAUUUCCUAUGUAAAUAACAGAAAGGUUGACAGUGAAUGUUGCCAUAGGAACCUGUGAUAUAGCCUCAGAAGAGUAUCAAACAACUCGUCUACGAUUGAGAAAAGACUUAUGUUGACGAUGUGACGUAAUAUUUUUAAAUAUAAAUUUGAGGUUAAAACUGUACCAAGUGUACAUGGGGUUAGUGGAUAUGGUUCACUUGGAGCAAGAAUGGUGUCAAGUCUUGCAAUAACAAUUAUUCAGGAAAGCAAAGACCUCUACUCUACGAAGAGUGUUUUCGACUGCAAAACACACUAUUAUGCAACCACAUACAAAGCAUGUACAUAGCUGCGGUCGGACAGAGAUUUUGUACAUAUAUUUGUUACCAUAGAUAUGUUAGAUCCUACCCUGUGUCGGAUAUCAUAUGCGAAUCGUUACCACAUAAUUUUCACAUUGUCGUGGUAAGCAUAACCCACAAUCCUCGACUGAUUAUUAUAGUCUAGGACUGGGUUCUGUGGUUACUAUUAAGUCUGUUGAUGAUCUGUACAUCAAUACCUGUACGAGAGUAGCAUAUAACACAUAUCGUGUACAUAUUUGAAAUCAGAAAGAUGUGAUUAAAUAAUGUGACUGGAUGCCGAGAGCGUGAAUUAGAGAUGCAUUACUUUCAAAACUAUAUAUAUACAUAUAUAUUUAAUUUUUACUGUUAUAAGCGUAUGAAGUGGAAUAAACAAGGAAGAUAUACGCCUUUAGGAGAUGUGGUUUUAUUGCUACUUUAUAUUAUAUGUCAGCAGCUGUCACUGCAGAACACGUGGUGUUAAUUAUGUAACUUUUGAUACGAAAGAGCUCUGUUAUGCCUAUCCAACAACUUAUCAUUUGACGAGCAUAUAAUAUAUAGCGUAACAAUACUUUGGCAGUUGGCCGCGACAUAUCAGCAAGUCUGGUCGCCUGGUUACAAUACAUAGUCUACGUUAAUACUGAUAGAGUAGGGGGAAGGUAAACAAUUGACACCAGUCAUAUUUAAAUGAUAAACAUAUUGAGAAGGAAAACGUAGACUAAACAAUAUGAAAAAGAUGUUUAGAGGAAACGUUAUUGUCAACCACAUUUUUCGUCUUCGUAUAUGUAAAAGUGUUAUUCUGAUAACAUUUCCUCACUGAAGUCAUUACAUAAAACUGCUUUAAAUAAGUGUGUAAUAUUGAGACGUUUGUAAAGAAUACAAAUUUUGAAUUAAUUAUGGAAGUGCAAUACAAUUCAAUGAUACAUAUGUAAUCACGCCAUACGUGAAAGUACGUUAUAUAUGUAAUGUGUUAUGGAUAAAAUCAUUUUCCAUAUCGAAAUGAUAUCGAAAAGAGCACCAAGAAAGUAAAAUGUGGUUUCAAGAGUUGUUCAACUGAAAUCCACAUUUGUUUCACACUUGGUUCUUUAGCAUUAAAAGAUGUUCAGUUUUCAUGUCAAUCAUUUAUUUUUCGAGUUAAAAAUCGAAAAUGUCAUAAGUCAGUGAAACCUUUAUAUAAUGCUCAGGUACAGUCACUCAUUGUUAAGGAAAAAUCACCGGCGUUCUGUGUUCGAAAUUUCAAACACGUCGAAUCAUAAUUGUAUAAACUCUUCUCAUAAAACACAGAAAUAACAGAAACUGACUAUACGUUUCAUUGUUUGUGUUAGGUAUUUAUUCAAUCGUUUGUUAGGUAUGUUAAUUUACUUGAAAAUAAAUGACAAUUUGAUUUAUCUUAAAUAAUAAGGACCUUCUCGUGAGAGCUUUGUUUUUCUUGACAUCCAAUGUAAAAUACGAACCAGAAUAAGCUUUCUAUAUGAAGUUAUUUCAAAUGUAUUAAAGCUCUCAAUAAUCUCAUAACAGGUAAUUUGAUUUCAACGUGUUAAGCGAUUUACUCUCGCUAUAUACGGUACAUGCAAAAAAGUGUUCAUUUUUUAUAAUUUUGGAUGAGUUUACCGUAAGUUUCUUAGCUGGCUUAAUAAUAUUAUUUAUUACUUUUUUGGUUAUAAAUUAAUUUUGGCAACGUCGUUUCCGGAAGUAUCGACAUACAUGCUGAAUAAGAUAAUACCCGGAAGUAUUCGGGUGUACAUACAUGCAUGGUAAGUUAAUGUUGUAUGUUAGAAAAUUCAUUCCAUUUCGUCAUUAUUUGCAAUAAAACGGGUUUGUCCCUUUUAAUUUAUUCUUGUUAAUUUUAUCAUUUAUCGUGACUGUUUGUGUUUUUAAUGAUGUUUAAAACUUUAUUUGUUUAGCAAAUGCUUGAAUUAUCAUAAUUUGUCCAGAGUCUUGAUUAUGAAAAUCGCUACAAACCUCCAAUUAUUCGCGUACAUAUGCAUACUUCAUAUUUUUUAAUGAAUUUCUCAUAAAUCAUUAUGUUGGAAUUCAAUUUGUGUAUUCGUUGAAUGGGUUUAUAAUUACCUAAGAUUACAGUUGUAAUUAUCGAUGUAUGCGUUCAAAUAGCAUUCGUUACAAUAUAACAUAGCAAUUUUGUAUAUUUUAAUGAAUUUGGUUGGAUUCGCUAGACACAAAGCAUAUAUCAUUUCGAAAUUUCCGAAACCAAUUACAAAAUUAAACGCAAUCAUCUCUGCAUUUGUAUUACUCAAUUUGAACAUACAAACGGUUGUAAUUCUAGCUAAGCUAUUACUCAUAUUUACAAAUAAGAUAAAUCUCUUAUUUCUUUUUAAAUAUAGCUAUCGAUCUUUGGAACAAAUUACCUAAAGGGAGGCUGAUUCAGAUGUUUAUACUACAUUAUGAUAGAUGGUUUAAAUAUCUCUCCAUUACAACUUUCAGAAACCAACGUGCUCCGCUUGUGUUUCAACAGGGUGAAGUAGAAAAGGUUUUCAGAAUCAACCCUUUGAUAUUAAUUAUAAAAAAUACCCAACGAGUUACUGUAAUAUAAAACAUCGUUUUAAUUAACGCGGUAAUCAUAUAUAAAAGAUAAGUGCUCCCUACAAAAGUUGUUCAAAUUCACUUUCAGGAACAUUAUGAUUUAAUUUGCUAUAAUUGGCUAGGAUAAUGACCUGUGUCCAAAUUGACACUUGGAAACGUUUAAACUGUUUCUGUAGACUUAACUUUUAAACUGCAUUGUGAUACAAUAGACAAACACUUUUUAAAAGAAAUUAGCGCUCUUACACGAAACAAAUUUAAUUGGUCAUUGUGUCGGCACUAUUGUGAUGAUGUUAAUAUUGCUAGCAAAACGUGAAAACAAUAGAAUGUACAAUUCAUUAUAGAAAUAAUGAAACUGGUGAAGCGCCAAGUGUUUUAUAUUCAAUUGCUCAGUUAAUGUUGGUUGACAUAUUUAGGAGCAUAAAUCAGAAAAAUGGCUACUUUAUGCCACUAUGUCGUCGUCGCUACAAAUGUAUCGGCAAGCUAUAAAUACAAUGGAAUGAUCAACUGUCUUCUUUUAUGAUAUUGGAAAUACCUGUGGAAGUGAUACAGAAAACUCUAAAUUAUAUCGUAGUAUUAUUGUAUUAUAGUAUAUCGUAAAUCAUUAACAGUUCAUGAGAUACAGAAUCUUGUGUAAGUAUCGAACAUUAUUGGCCAGAAAAUAAAACAAAUCUAAAGAAGAUUGAGAUUGAGAAGUAUCUAAUCGAAUAUAUCUCCAGCAUCCAUCAACAUGUAUUGCAUUUUACAUUCUAGAAACACCGUUUAUUAAGAUUUACACAGUUUUCAUGGUUUCACAAUAAUAGUAUCCAACAGGUUUAUAGCGUAUUGGGUUUAUUCGUAUAUCUUUAUAUACCACUAAGGUACUACAUCUGUCUCAUUUCAAAUUUAGAUUAAAUUCUUGCUCAUGAAUAUUUUCAAAGAAACCUGGGAAUAUGUUAUUUCGCAAUAAGCAUUUGAUUUACGCUGUAUAAAUCGUAAAUAAAUGUUGUUAAUUGUAAUUGCUGUCAUUAUUAUUAGUACACCUAUUAUUUCAUCUAUUCGAGAUACACGUACUCAUUGUUUUUUACAGUAAACAUGAACGCUGUUCACACAAUGUGAUUGGCUGGUAUUUGAAGUAUCAAAUAAGAGCAGCGUGGGGUUCUUGUCCUUUUCAAGGGUGACAAGCAGCACGUUUAGUGUUACUACACUGCUACAACUGAACUUAUGUUGUAUGUGAAAAGAAUAUUUAUGUACAAAUAAAUGAGUGAAAACUAUCA